Angiostrongylus costaricensis is the source of this 975-nucleotide messenger RNA. Lineage: Eukaryota; Metazoa; Nematoda; Chromadorea; Rhabditida; Metastrongylidae. The record is from the annotation of a GenBank genome assembly.
AUGAUGUCAAAUGUCUAUCUUACCGAAGAGCAACCGCCGCCAAAAAAUCCGCCACCGAUGAACGAUUCGCUCACAUGGAACACGAUGACAAAGACGCAAAGCGAUCUCAUUGAAGCUACAACGCCCUGGACAGAAUCGUACAUCGAUAAGAAUCGUACAGUUCGUCGCGAAUCGAUACACACUGCAACCAAGAUGAGACGACAUAAUGUGAAAGGUCUAGAACGGUCAUCGAUCAGUAAGAGUGAUAUAACGCAGAACACCAUGCCAUAUCCGAAUUCGAUUCGUCUCGAUCCGAUUCGAUUACCACGUCCAACUAUAUUACGCGAAUCACCAAUAUUCGACAUUGGUCACAACGUCAACACUGUUUCAUCUUCAAGAGGUGUAAUUCGAGCGCAAGUGACGCCAAGCUAUGGACCGUUUACUUUUCCUGAACAUCUAAGAACUCGGCGCCUUGAUGACAUCAAUAUAAAUCCUGCGAACGAUGAAUCAUUAACUCGUGCGACAUCGUUCGUCAGUGCCAUCGAUGUACAUCAAGUUGUCACAAAUCAAGUGCCUUUGGAAUCUCUAGAAGAACGUAACGAUCAAGUUCAUACCUUACAAAUUACACCACAAAUUAUACCCAGAGUUUCACCUGUGGCUCAGCCUACACCGGAGACUCAGCACACGAUGAAGGCUCGAGCUCUGUGCUCGAAUCCACAUCUCGGCUAUCAGCGAAUUGUUUUCCUCCUUGCGAAGUAUCCAGCAGAUACUUUCAAAUGGCAGUACGUUAAAAACACGACAUCCUACUACAGUAAUGAAGAACGAGCCACCCAUCAAGCGAUCCUUGCUGGAGGAGGAGGAAUGACUGUUCUCUUGGCGCUUGCCACGUUCAUAUAUGGUGGAAUUGGUCUCAACCUGAUGGAAAGACGUCUAGCCAACGAAUAUGAGAAAGAGACGAGGCUGAGCGCCUACGAAAAUCAAGCAUUUCAGUAUUAA